UCUCACUCUCCAUUUAGUAAAGCCACCACAUGGAUGAGCCACCUAGUGAUGGCACAUCGGAGAACCGACGUAAGGGUCCUGGAAAGCGUGCUACCGGAGCCGUGGAGCCACUGGCCUCGGCAAUACUGCCGGCUUCCACGGCUCCUUGUGGUGCAUGCAAGUUCUUGAGAAGAAAAUGCAUCAGUGGAUGCAUUUUUGCACCCCAUUAUGGCUCCGACCAAGGCGCAGCUCGGUUCGCGGCCGUGCACAAGGUGUUCGGAGCAAGUAAUGUGUCUAAGCUCUUGUUGCAUAUUCCGGCUAACCGGCGGCAUGAUGCGGUAGUUACUAUAACUUAUGAAGCUCAGGCUAGACUCUCGGAUCCUGUUUAUGGUUGUGUUUCGACCAUUCUUGCUUUGCAACAACAGGUGGCAUCUUUACAAGCAGAGCUAGCAGUAGUGCAGACACAACUAAUAAACAACAGAUAUGCAAUGGAAAAUGCUUUACAAACUUCACAACAACAACAUCAUCUUCAGCAACAACUCCACCAAGAACAUCACAUUGCAAUUCUACAGCCAACUUACUCAGACAACUCUUCUGUUUCAAACAACAACCUCAUCAACAACAUUAACAGUGCCAACACUUUCAAUUCCACUGCUUUUGAUCAACUGCCUGAUGAUACCUGUGCUACAACUGUCCCUAAUAAUAACUCUCCAAGUUUUGAUCCCGUUCAUCAAGAGGAUGAGGAGGAGGAAGAGAGUCAUCCUAUUGCUUUUACUAAUCAAAUGUUUCAUUGAAUGAAACGCGUUCGAAAAAAAAAGAAAAAAGAAACACCAACACACACACAACGCUUUAAAAAUCUUGUUAACAUUUUACCAAUAAUUGAAAUGUUUUACCAUGUCGAUAGAAAGUUACCUACAUAUGCUAUAUAUUAUAGUAAGGAUUUACAUUGUUGAAUUUCAUUUUGAGCUUUGUGUUGUUUUACCACGAAAAUAAUGAAGGGUGAAAAGUGAGAAGCAUAUUUCAUGCUCAUCUUCAAACAAAAGAUUAAGGGGAGCCUUAGCUUGGAGCAACGAUCAAGUUAUCUCCGUGUGACUUAUAGGUCAUGGGUUCGAAGCGUGAAAGACUACCUACAUCACAUCUUGG
Molecule: messenger RNA, 1122 nt
Organism: Nicotiana tabacum (common tobacco)
Lineage: Eukaryota; Viridiplantae; Streptophyta; Magnoliopsida; Solanales; Solanaceae
Product: LOB domain-containing protein 20-like
Biological process (GO): hormone-mediated signaling pathway; positive regulation of DNA-templated transcription
Cellular component (GO): nucleus
Source: RefSeq, a predicted model, not a curated record